AUGACAAUCGCUAAGAGAGCUCCAGCUCUGACACUUCUCCACAAGGGUAAUCCAUCUUCUCUCUAUUAUUCUCUGUUUGGGCGUGUCAUUGUGAGAACCCAGUUUUGCUCUUUGGCUAUCAAUCGUUGUCAUACUGUUGUUAGUGUUAUUGGUCCUAACCCUAAGGAAACCAUUGAUUUGGAUAAAUUGGUAGAAAUGCGUUGUAAAUCUGGUAAUCUUGGGUUAGAUGAAGCACUGGGUCACUUCAAUUCCGUAAUUCAAAUGAAUCCCAUUCCCUCGAUUUGGGCUGUUCAAUCAUUUGUUUGGGGCACUCUCCAAGAUGAAUCAGUGUUCCGCUGUAGUUUCUAUGUAUAA
Molecule: messenger RNA, 354 nt
Organism: Prunus armeniaca (apricot)
Lineage: Eukaryota; Viridiplantae; Streptophyta; Magnoliopsida; Rosales; Rosaceae
Source: the annotation of a GenBank genome assembly